AUGGCCUGCUACGACCGCUGCCGCCCCUGCGGACCCACCCCGCUGGCCAACAGCUGCAACGAGCCCUGUGUCAGGCAGUGCCAGGACUCCACCGUCCUCAUCCAGCCCUCCCCCGUCCGCGUCACCUUCCCAGGACCCAUCAUGACCUCCUUCCCCCAGAGCUCCUUCGUUGGAUCCACCGCAGGGGCUGCCCUGGGCACGGAGCUCAACGUCCAGGGACAGCCCAUCUCCGGCGGCUUUGGGGCCGGAGGCUACGGCCUGGGCUAUGGCCGUGGCUUUGACUACGGCCUGGGAGGCCUGGGCUGCUACGCCAACAGGGGCUGCUCUGGCAUCUGCUGAGGCCCCAAACAACUGCCCAAACAACAACCACCCAGGACCUGGAAGUCACCACAUGGAACAGGGAUUCAUCUCCACCCCAAGGCUGACCAAUGGGCUCAGCACUUCCAGCUCCUGCUCUCAGGGCUCCAAGCAAGGAAGCAGCCAAGGGGCCAGCCUGUACUGCCUGCAAACAUGG
Molecule: messenger RNA, 514 nt
Organism: Pseudopipra pipra
Lineage: Eukaryota; Metazoa; Chordata; Aves; Passeriformes; Pipridae
Product: feather keratin B-4-like
Exons: 1
Coding region: 1-339 (112 amino acids)
Cellular component (GO): intermediate filament
Molecular function (GO): structural constituent of cytoskeleton
Source: RefSeq, a predicted model, not a curated record